Messenger RNA from Notothenia coriiceps (black rockcod), 1546 nucleotides. It is a transcript of the gene prph, whose product is annotated as peripherin. Gene Ontology annotation, molecular function: structural constituent of cytoskeleton. The coding region runs from base 56 to 1474 and encodes 472 amino acids. Gene Ontology annotation, cellular component: plasma membrane; cytoplasm; type III intermediate filament. The transcript is spliced from 9 exons. Lineage: Eukaryota; Metazoa; Chordata; Actinopteri; Perciformes; Nototheniidae. Gene Ontology annotation, biological process: intermediate filament organization. The record is from RefSeq and is a predicted model, not a curated record.
GCAUCUCCAAGCCUCCAGUUCUCCUUCUUCCUGCAGCCACAGAACAAGACCAGCCAUGAGCCACUCUUCGAUGCAUACCUCAACGUCCUACAGGCGUACCUUUGGGAGCCCACACCCCAUCUCCAUGUCCUCUUACUCCCCUGUGAACUCUCGUAUGCCCGCUUCUGGAGGGCGCUAUAUGCGUUCAAUGUCACCUGGGGUUACAUCCCGCCCCAACAACUACCACCAACAGCGCUCUCGCACCGUCUCCCAGCCCCCUCGCAUCUCCUAUGAAAAGGUGGACUUCACCUUGUCUGAGGCCAUCAACGCGGAGUUCCUGACGACCCGCAACAACGAGAAGGCCGAGCUGCAGGAGCUCAACGACCGCUUUGCCAGCUUCAUCGAUAAGGUGCGUUACCUGGAGCAGCAGAAUGGCUCACUGCAGCAGGAGCUCAACGUGUUCAAGGGCCAGCAGCAGCAAGGUCAGCCCAACCGAGCCUCCGAGCUCUUCCAGGAGGAGGUGAGGGACCUGCGCCGCCAACUGGAUGCCACCGGCAAAGAGAGGGACCAGUACCUGAUGGAGAGGGACAACCUGGCUGAGGACCUGGCCCAGCUCAGGCAGAGGAUGGAUGAAGAAGCCCAGAAGAGGGCAGAUGCUGAGGGUAACCUGGUUGCCUUCCGCAAGGAUGUGGACGAUGCCACAUUGUCCCGUCUGGAGCUGGAGAGGAAGAUUGAGUCUCUGAUGGAUGAGAUUGAAUUCCUUAAGAAGCUCCAUGAUGAGGAAAUCCAGGACGUUCAAGUGAGUGUCCAGACCCAGCAUCUGAAGAUGGAGGUGGAAAGCACCGCCAGGCCUGACCUUACUGGUGCUCUGAGGGACAUCAGGGCCCAAUAUGAGACCAUUGCCUCCAAGAACAUGCAGGAAUCUGAGGACUGGUACAAGUCCAAGUUCAAUGAUCUGACUGAUUCUGCAAAGCGCAACACUGAUUCUCUGAGGCAGGCCAAGCAGGAGGCCAAUGAAUCCAGGAGGCAGAUUCAGUCACUCAACUGUGAAGUUGAUGCAUUGAAGAACACUAAUGAAUCUCUGCUGAGGCAGAUGCGUGAAAUGGAGGAUCAGUUUGGCAAUGAGGUCGGCAACUACCAGGACAACGUCGGCAGACUGGAGGAUGAGAUCCACCACCUGAAGGAUGAAAUGGCUCGCCACCUCCGGGAGUACCAGGACCUCCUCAAUGUCAAAAUGGCUCUGGACAUUGAGAUCGCUACUUACCGUAAACUGUUGGAGGGGGAGGAGAGCAGGAUUACUGUUCCCAGCUUCAAUAUGAGCAUGAGCAGUCACCGUAGUGAGCGAGACUAUGAUCAAACUCAAGACACCCCAAGCAAGAAGAGUGUGGUGAUCAAGACAGUUGAGACUAGAGACGGAGAGGUGGUGAAGGAGUCCAGGAGGGAGCAGCCAAGAGACUCAGACCGCAACGACAAGGACGAUGACGACGAGGAGUAGAAAAUGACAAAUAAGAAAAUGUGAAAGGCCAGAGCCAUGAGAGAAAAAAUAAAGUAAAAUGAGAGAUCCCCC